UUCCUCCCUGGGGGUGACUUGGCACUGGUGCGCUCUGUUUCCUCACUUCUGCAAUUUCCAGAUAGCACAGAGGCUGGGUCUGCAGACAGACAGACACUCAGAUCCUGCUGCUGCUGCGGCCACUCAGCCUGCUCAGCCUUCCCUGAUUCAGGCGCAACAGGAUUCUACCACCAGCUGCCCCUUCCAACCAUGGCGACAGGGGCAAAUAAUUCCUCUCAUGUGGACUCUGAGUUCCGAUAUACCCUCUUCCCGAUUGUUUACAGCAUCAUCUUUGUGCUGGGGGUCAUCGCCAACAGCUAUGUGCUAUGGGUCUUUGCCUGCCUGUACCCUUCCAAGAAACUCAACGAGAUAAAGAUCUUCAUGGUGAACCUCACCGUGGCUGACCUGCUCUUCUUGGUCACCCUGCCCCUGUGGAUCAUCUACUACCACAACCAGGGCAACUGGAUUCUCCCCGAAUUCCUGUGCAACCUGGCUGGCUGCUUCUUCUUCAUCAACACCUACUGCUCAGUGGCUUUCCUGGCUGUCAUCACUUACAACCGUUUCCAGGCAGUGACCCAGCCCAUCAAGACAGUUCAGGACACCACCCGCAAGCGUGGUUUCUGUGUGUCCCUGGUCAUCUGGGUGGCCAUUGUGGCUGCAGCAUCCUACUUCUUCAUCCUGGACUCCACCAACGUGGAGCCCAACAAGACCGCCUCAGGCAACAUCACACGUUGCUUUGAGCAUUACGAGAAGGGCAGUGUGCCCGUCCUCAUCAUCCACGUCUUCCUCGUGUUCAGCUUCUUCCUUGUAUUUCUCAUCAUCUUCUUCUGCAACCUGGUCAUCAUCCGCAGGCUGCUCAUGCAGCCAGUGCAGCCGCAGCACAAUGCAGAAGUCAAGCGCCGCGCGCUGUGGAUGGUCUGCACGGUCUUGGCUGUGUUCAUCAUAUGCUUUGUGCCCCACCACAUCGUGCAGCUGCCCUGGACCCUGGCUGAGCUGGGCUUCCAGAACAGCAGCUUCCACCAAGCCAUCAACGAUGCCCAUCAGGUCACUCUCUGCCUUCUUAGCGCCAACUGUGUUUUAGACCCCAUCAUCUACUGUUUCCUCACCAAGAAGUUUCGCAAGCACCUCAUUGAGAAGUUCUAUAGCAUGCGCAGCAGCCAGAAAUGCUCCCGGGCCACCUUAGAGACUGGCACUGAAGUGGUCAUGCCGCUCAACCACCUCCCUGUCCAUUCCCUCAAAAAGUAGUCCCUGAUUGUUGGGGCCAGGCCCAGAGGCUUCUCCUCCAUGGACAUCACAGACUGACCUGGGGGAUGAAGGGGUCUCUGCUGUGGUCUGGGCAUCUCCUCCCUGGGCACAAGUGGCUCUUUAAGUAUGGAGGCUACUUCACCAAGGUGGGGGUGAUGGCCAGGCCAGGCUGCUGGGAAGUCCAGGACUUGAACGCGCUUCGUCGGCCACCUCGGGGCACAUUCAUAAUAACCUUGGCUGGCAACCUCAUCCUGAAUACCUGAGUCUGAUAGCUCUGCAGGGAAUGUCAGGGCCCAGGGCAGACCUUGGGGAUAGACUCCGAGCCACCCUGUUCACCCUACCAAGGCAGCUGCCCUGAGCCAGUAUGGCCUGAAGUUUUGGGCAACAACUACCUUUGCUACUUUUAUAAAGGCAGAGAAGAGGGUUUUGGGAAAGAGAUCCUCCCCUGGUUGUGUGGUGGUGUCUCUGAGGGAGACUUUUGAGCUAGGAUAGUGCCAUCUUGUCUCCAUUUAGAGGUACAGGAUCUUUGUGACACUUCUUAGGGGACGUGGCUCAGUGGAGCCUUUUCCCACUCAUCCAACAACCUGUCCUGAAUGGUGCCAGAGAGGGUAAGACAUGUUCAGGUCAAAGGCUGGGAUGGGGAGGUUGUCUCCUGAGGCAAAUGUAUCUCUCUGCAUAGGCCUUGGGUCAGCUCUGGGGGACUGGGAGAGACACAACUGCCACAUCCGUCUGUCUCAGCAGUGGAUCCUGGUGAAUUACCUCCCGCUGGGCAGCUCCCCACUGUGGGUGGGCAGGGGCCCCUCAAAGCCAAAUUGGGGGCAUCUGCGGCACCACAAUGCUCAGAGGUUUCAUGAGAAAGGGCACUUAGGUGGAGAAGUACCUGUGUGUGGGUGAGGCCUCCAGAGUGGGAGGAGCCUGUCAGGUCUCAUCUACCACCUAGCUUUCUGGGGCAGGGAGGUGGGGCGGGGGGAGCCCUCCUAAUUUAGCUUCCAGAAGGUGAGAGGAGCAGUUAUAAUCCCAAAGGCCAGGAGGCACUUUGAAUUUUGGGUGCAGAAGAGAGGUGUCAGCUUCUCUUGAAGAUCUCUGGAUGCCUCCUUGUGAUUUUCGGCAAAUAUAUUCAGAUGAACUUCCUCACACCCUGAGCACCUGCGGUGUGAAUCUGGCAGCCACAGACCCAGGGGCUUGGAGGAGACUACCCUGGAGCCCUGUGGUCCUUCUGAGACAUCUUCCUCCCUUCCAGCCACAAUCCCCGUAGAGUGAGAUUCUUGUUUCCUGUCUACUGGGCUGAUUUUUUUUUUUUUAAGAUUUUUAUUUAUUUAUUUGAGAGAGAGAAUGAGAGAGAGCACAUGAGAGGGGGG
Neomonachus schauinslandi (Hawaiian monk seal) is the source of this 2582-nucleotide messenger RNA. RefSeq names its product platelet activating factor receptor (gene PTAFR). Gene Ontology annotation, cellular component: membrane. The record is from RefSeq and is a predicted model, not a curated record. Gene Ontology annotation, biological process: G protein-coupled receptor signaling pathway; chemotaxis. The coding region runs from base 190 to 1224 and encodes 344 amino acids. The transcript has 2 exons. NCBI's taxonomy places the organism in Eukaryota, Metazoa, Chordata, Mammalia, Carnivora, Phocidae. Gene Ontology annotation, molecular function: platelet activating factor receptor activity; G protein-coupled purinergic nucleotide receptor activity.